Molecule: messenger RNA, 1236 nt
Organism: Penicillium nucicola
Lineage: Eukaryota; Fungi; Ascomycota; Eurotiomycetes; Eurotiales; Aspergillaceae
Gene: nap1
Product: histone chaperone NAP1
Exons: 5
Coding region: 1-1236 (411 amino acids)
Biological process (GO): nucleosome assembly
Cellular component (GO): nucleus; chromatin
Molecular function (GO): chromatin binding; histone binding
Source: RefSeq, a predicted model, not a curated record
AUGUCUGAGCCCAUCAGAAAUAAGAAGGCUGAUUUCCCGGUCGCACCGACCCCGCAAAACACCCCGGCCAACAACGCUCCUAUCUCUUCCCACGCCCAGCAGCCUGGUGUUUCCAGCAUCAAGGAAGAGUCCCUUGACAAUGCCGCCGCUGCCUCUCUCUUCGCCCGCAACCCUGCCCUUGUCUCUAUGAUCCAGGGAAAGCUGGGUCAACUUGUCGGUCGCUCAUCCGGCUACAUCGAAUCCCUCCCCCCAUCUGUCCGCCGCCGUGUUGCUGGCCUGAAGGGUCUUCAGAAGGAGCACGCCAAGCUCGAGGCUCAGUUCCAGGAAGAGGUGUUGGAGCUCGAGAAGAAGUACUUCGGCAAGUUCACCCCACUGUACCAGCGUCGUUCUACGAUAGUCAACGGUGGUGUCGAACCUACUGAGGAGGAGAUCGAGGCCGGCAAGGAGGACGAAGAGGAGGAUGAGGAGGAGGAGGAGACCAAGGAGGAGCCCAAGAAGGAGGAGGGUGAGCCCAUGAGCGGCAUUCCUGAGUUCUGGCUGUCUGCUAUGAAGAACCAGAUCUCUCUCGCCGAGAUGAUCACCGAGCGCGACGAGGAGGCUCUUAAGCACCUCAUCGACAUCCGCAUGGAGUACCUUGACCGACCCGGAUUCCGCCUCAUUUUCGAAUUCUCCGAGAACGAGUUCUUCACCAACAAAACUAUCUCCAAGUCAUACUUCUACAAGGACGAGAACGGAUACGGUGGCGAUUUCAUUUACGACCACGCCGAUGGCUCCCAGAUCGACUGGAAGGAGGACCAGGACCUGACUCUUCGCCUAGAGAGCAAGAAGCAGCGCAACAAGAACACCAAGCAGACCCGCGUUGUCAAGAUCAGCGUGCCCACCGAAUCCUUCUUCAACUUCUUCUCGCCCCCACAGCCCCCCACCGAGGAUGAUGAGUCAGUUGCCAGCGACAUUGAAGAGCGCCUGGAGCUUGACUACCAGCUCGGUGAAGACAUCAAGGAGAAGCUCAUUCCUCGUGCUAUCGACUGGUUCACCGGUGAGGCUCUUCAGUUCGAGGAGUUGGGUGACGAUAUGGAUGCCGACGACUUUGAGGAUGAGGAUGAUGAGGACGAGGAUGACGAUGAGGACGAGGACGAGCGUGGGUCAGACCGUGAUGUGGACGAGGAGGACACAGACGAAGAGGACGAUGGUUCAUCCAAGCCCAAGAAGGAGGCCGCCGAGUGCAAGCAAAACUAA